Leptopilina boulardi is the source of this 836-nucleotide messenger RNA. RefSeq lists its product as uncharacterized. The transcript has 3 exons. NCBI's taxonomy places the organism in Eukaryota, Metazoa, Arthropoda, Insecta, Hymenoptera, Figitidae. The record is from RefSeq and is a predicted model, not a curated record. The coding region runs from base 87 to 584 and encodes 165 amino acids.
AGAAGAAUAUCGUGGACUGCAAGAUAGAGAGAAUCGUUUAUUAGAUCUAUAAAUUUCGAAUUUCAAAUUAAACCUCAUCAUUUAAAAUGUCGCAGAAUGAAGAAGAAAAAUCUCAGAAUUCCAAUGGUUCGCCUCUUUCACUAAGUUCAGAAAACCGUGAACAAGCUGAGAUGGAUAUGAGUGUAGAUGAUUCACAACCAGCAAGUUCAGUGAUAAAUAAUGAGGAGAAUGAUCAGGUAGCAGCAUCUAUCGCGGAAGAAGAAAUUGAAAUUACCGAAAUUGAAUCACAAAAUGCGAACAAGUUAACCGAAAAUCAUCAAAUUUCUCGAAAUAAGCCUAAAGAUCCCGAUAUUAACAUGGAUAUUGAAGAACUAGUUAAAAGCAUAGGAGAUUCUUUAAUAUUCUAUGCACACUCUUUCCAACGAAAACUUAUUAAAAAAGUUAAUAAAAAAAUGACUGAAAUUGAAAAUUCUGUCGGGAAACAUACCAAUACUCCGGUAUUAUUAGAUGUAAAAGAAAAAAUUAAGGUAUUACAAAUUGUUUUACCCAUGGAGGAUGUAGAAAUUUUCAAAGUUUUCGACUGAAAGCAAUAAUGACAGUUGGUGCACGGCGAUCUGUAAGUGUAAAAGAAGCUGUUCCAAACAUUUUAAAAACAUUUAUAGGCAAACCCAUUCAACUAAUGUACAGCGCUGGUGGAAAGGGAAAUAAUAAGUUACCAUUUAAAGACACUGGGGCGAGCUGUCGAUCGUGAAGGUGGUCGAAAGGAACGAGGAUAGCUUGUAUCAUACAUUUAUUUCUUUUUAUAAACGUUUAUUUUCGCUUUAUCUAAACGUUAU